GAAGCGUUUCCACUGUUGACAGCCUAGCGCCCGGUUCCGGGCACUGCAGCCUAACUGAAAAGGACUGGCUCUUGAUGAAUGGCAUAGAUUCUAGACAGCUUCGAAGGAAUGCGAAGGAAACUGGGAUUUUGGGGGGUGAUUCAGGACUAGCAAGACCAUUUCUCGGAAGUUCACAGCGAGUAGGGAAUCACAGACUGCCCGAGUCCUCCAGAGUGAGCGAGAGCGGCAUCUCUAUGAUCAAGGAGCCAUAGAGCGGGCCUCUCUUUCCCUCCUGCGCAUGAGCAGUAGCUGUAGAGCCGGAAAGAUGGCGGAGGAAGGAGAAAGAAAAAAGAUCCCUUUGGUUCCAGAAAAUCUCCUGAAAAAGAGGAAGGCUUAUCAGGCCCUCAAAGCCACCCAGGCAAAGCAGGCACUUUUGGCAAGGAGGGAGGGAAAAUCGAAACAGUUCAGGUUUAAUCGAUUGGAGUCAUUCCUGCAUGAUUCCUGGCGGCAGAAGCGGGACAUGGUGCGAGUCCGGCGACUAGAGGUGAAGCCUCGUGCACUGGAAGCACCCGAUAAACACUCCCUGGCCUUCGUCAUGCGCAUUGAAAGGAUAGAAGGAGUGAGUUCUCUGGUACAGAACACCAUAGCAAAACUUCGCCUGAAGAAAUUGUUCAGUGGUGUCUUCAUCAAUGUCACCCCUCAGACUGUAAGAAUGCUGCGUACAGUGGAGCCUUAUGUGACCUGGGGAUUUCCAAAUCUGAAAUCUGUCCGGGAACUCAUCUUGAAACGUGGACAAGCGAAGAUUAAUAAUAAGACUGUCCCUCUGACCGACAACACCGUGAUUGAGGAGCACCUGGGGAGAUUUGGUGUCAUUUGCCUGGAAGACCUCAUCCAUGAAAUUGCCUUCCUGGGGAAGCAUUUCCGGGCGAUCUCUUCAUUCUUGUGCCCAUUCCACCUCUCUGUGGCCCGUCACGCUACCAAGAACAGAGUGGGGUUCCUCAAGGAGAUGGGCUCUCCUGGCUAUCGGGGUGAACGCAUCAAUCAGCUCAUCCGCCAGCUGAACUAAACUGGG
This is a messenger RNA of Alexandromys fortis (reed vole), 1051 nucleotides long. RefSeq names its product ribosomal protein L7 like 1 (gene Rpl7l1). Gene Ontology annotation, molecular function: structural constituent of ribosome; RNA binding. The coding region runs from base 278 to 1045 and encodes 255 amino acids. The record is from RefSeq and is a predicted model, not a curated record. Gene Ontology annotation, biological process: maturation of LSU-rRNA from tricistronic rRNA transcript (SSU-rRNA, 5.8S rRNA, LSU-rRNA). Gene Ontology annotation, cellular component: cytosolic large ribosomal subunit. Lineage: Eukaryota; Metazoa; Chordata; Mammalia; Rodentia; Cricetidae. The transcript is spliced from 6 exons.